AUGCCUCCCAGCGCACCCGUCCAAAUCACCGAGUACGUCUGGCCGCGCGCCACCGGCGAGUGGCUCGCCGGCGGCGGCACCCUGGCCCUGUACGCCGCGGGCCUCGCCUCGCGCUGGGUCGUGCCUGGCAGCGCGCUCUGGGACCUCCUCGCGCAGUACUUUCCCGGCGGGCCCGACGCCUUCCUCUGGAUCACGCGCAACGUCGUCUUCUGGCUGGCGGCGGCGCACGCGGCCGAGGUGCUGCUGUUUGACCAGCUGCGUCUGCGCAGGCACGGCGUGCCGCGCUGGUCCGCCCUCUGGUUCAAGUGGCAACUGAGCGUCUUCAUCGAGGGCAUCGGCGCGUGGGGACGCAUUGGCAAGGUGAUUGCGGCGAAGCAGGGACUCAAGUCUAAAUAA
Messenger RNA from Akanthomyces muscarius, 396 nucleotides. RefSeq lists its product as uncharacterized. Lineage: Eukaryota; Fungi; Ascomycota; Sordariomycetes; Hypocreales; Cordycipitaceae. The transcript has a single exon. The coding region runs from base 1 to 396 and encodes 131 amino acids. The record is from RefSeq and is a predicted model, not a curated record.